This is a messenger RNA of Staurois parvus, 309 nucleotides long. The record is from the annotation of a GenBank genome assembly. NCBI's taxonomy places the organism in Eukaryota, Metazoa, Chordata, Amphibia, Anura, Ranidae.
ACCAGUGUCACGUACCGGACCGGAGGCUGUAAUAGAGAGAGGGCUCCCCUUACGGCUAAGUGCAGUGCGCCCCUGGAGGUGGAAACAGGAGGUGCAGUGCCUAAAGAAGCAUGGGUUGCCAGUGGUAUUGCUGCUUGGAAAUGCCUGAUGAGAUGGAACCCGUGGGUGCUCCAGUUGCAGGAUACGUUUCUCCAGAGAACACGUGGAUCCCGAAGGAUGGGUAGAGUAGUCAGUAGCCAGAGCCAGGAUCAAUAUGGAACAGCAGACAGGAGCAACGUCAGGAUCAAGCCGGGGUCAUACACAGAGCAG